UAUAUUCAGAAUCUCUUUCUAACACAUGGAUUAGCAGCCAGCCAAUCUCCUCCUCCUCAGAUAGUCAGAUUCCUCGUGACAAAAUAUACUUUUAAGGAGGAGGAGAAAACAAGAAGUUUACACUAAUUGUCGUGCAACGUGCUCUGUCUGACUAUUUUUCAGAUCUCAAUUCCUACCAGUGUAGUUCUACCAAUGAAUAACCAGUCUUCUGCCAGCUUUUUGAAUAAAUUCUACAUCCCGGAUUACAUCCUUGUUCCAGGUGGAAAAUUUGAGGUCCCUUCACAAGAACCGGAAUUCCCAACAAUAGUGUUUAUCAACUCCAAAAGUGGUGGUCAGUUGGGUGGUCAACUUCUUGUCACAUACCGUUCUGUUUUAAAUCAAAACCAGGUUUUCGAUUUAGGUGAAGAUGCUCCUGAUAAAGUGCUACGUAAACUGUAUCUUACUCUAGAAAACCUUAAACUUAAAGGAGAUGAACUAGCUACCAAAAUAGAGAAGCAACUGCGAGUUAUUGUUGCUGGUGGAGACGGAACUGCUGGUUGGCUGCUUGGAGUUGUUAGUGAUUUGAAGUUACCGCAUCCACCACCAAUAGCAACAGUCCCUUUAGGAACUGGAAACAACCUCCCAUUUGCUUUUGGUUGGGGAAAGAAGAAUCCAGGAACAGAUCGAGAAUCUGUUUUGAAAUUCUUGGAGAAAGUUUUGGAAGGAAAAGAAAUGGAAAUAGACAGUUGGCAUUUUCUUAUGAGGAUGAAAUCUGCCCCAAAAGUAGGCUCUUGUGAUCCCAUUGCCCCAUUGGAGUUGCCUCAUUCUUUGCAUGCAUUCAAUCGUGUGUCUGAUACAGAUGAACUUAAUGUGUCAGGUUAUGACACUUAUCGUGGAGGAUUCUGGAACUAUUUCAGCAUGGGGAUGGAUGCUCAAGUAUCAUAUGCAUUUCAUUGUGAGCGAAAGCUGCAUCCAGAAAAAUUCAAAAAUCAAUUGACCAAUCAGGGCUCAUAUGCAAAAAUAGGCUGUACUCAAGGAUGGUUUGCGGCAUCUCUCUUCCAUGCUUCUUCAAAGAACAUAGCCCAUCUUAUGAAAGUUAAGAUUAUGCAAAGACAUGGGGGAUGGAAAGACCUCAAAGUACAUCAAAGUAUCAGAUCAAUUUUAUGCCUCAACUUGCCUAGCUUUUCUGGGGGACUGAAUCCUUGGGGAACGCCAAACCAUAAAAAAACUCGUGAUAGAGAUUUGACACCACCAUAUGUUGAUGAUGGCCUUAUUGAGGUGGUUGGCUUUAGAGAUGCAUGGCAUGGACUUGUGCUCCUUGCACCAAAGGGACAUGGUACCCGCCUUGCACAGACACACCGAGUAAGAUUUGAAUUUCAUAAGGGUGCAGCGGAGUCCACAUAUAUGAGAAUGGACGGUGAACCUUGGAAACAACCGCUCCCAGUAGACGAUGAUACCACCAUUGUUGAAAUUUCACAUCUUGGACGAGUAAAGAUGCUGGCCACUCAAAAUUGCCGAUCGAAAAGUGUUAAUGAUCCAUCUACUCCUCAUUCCCAUGAUCAGCCUGAAGCAGAUGGUGAUGAUAGUGAAAACGAAGAUACUCCUAGAGGUGAAGAAUGGAGAAAGUUUGGUGCAGCUGAAACAUUUAAGAUCCCAGAAGAUGUGGACAUUUCUCGUCUCAGUUAGAUAAGUUUCUCCAUGAUCAGUUAAUUUGGAUACAUGAUUUAAUUAGUAUGACAAAUACCAAUCCUAUAAACUAUAAUGAAUCUGUAGAUAUGAUCUAUUGAAAUGCCGCUACUAAGAUUUAGAAGAUCACCCUUUUUAUUAUGCACAUCCAGAAUUAAAACAUAUUGUGAAGCCAUGGUUGUAUGGUCGAGAUUGCUUUUAGAUCCCAUCUUACAUUUACGUUACUAUUAGUAAUUUACUAUAUUUGUGAAAUUAAAAUUA
This is a messenger RNA of Erigeron canadensis, 1926 nucleotides long. RefSeq names its product diacylglycerol kinase 5-like. Gene Ontology annotation, molecular function: ATP-dependent diacylglycerol kinase activity. Bases 193 to 1665 code for a protein of 490 amino acids. Lineage: Eukaryota; Viridiplantae; Streptophyta; Magnoliopsida; Asterales; Asteraceae. The record is from RefSeq and is a predicted model, not a curated record. The transcript is spliced from 13 exons.